Molecule: messenger RNA, 2507 nt
Organism: Plodia interpunctella (Indianmeal moth)
Lineage: Eukaryota; Metazoa; Arthropoda; Insecta; Lepidoptera; Pyralidae
Exons: 10
Coding region: 777-2333 (518 amino acids)
Biological process (GO): proton transmembrane transport
Cellular component (GO): proton-transporting V-type ATPase, V0 domain
Molecular function (GO): proton-transporting ATPase activity, rotational mechanism
Source: RefSeq, a predicted model, not a curated record
AGUUCCCUCAGGCAGAACCCGUUCGUUACGCUAAGAUUAGAUAGACAAAUUUCAUACGAAUUCCGAAUUUAAAUUAUUGUGAAACGUCGGUGAGGUCCCCUUUCCCGCGCCUCUCAGAAAUCCAAGAUUACCCUAAUAACAACCAAGCAAACUACCAUAUAACCUUUUUGUUUACUUUAACAGAAAUACAAAAUCUUAACGGACACUAAAAACCAUAUUUAAGAGAAAAAAAAAGAAAAUCAAUAUUUAAACUGCGUAUUCCACAAUUCGAACAGCUAGUGUUGUUACAUUGUCAACUAUUUAAUUACGCUGUCGAUACAAUUUAAUUUACAUCAUUAUAUAACAAUAAAUAUUAAACGAAUUUUGACCUACCUAAUUAAUUUUGACCUACUAAAUCGUGUGUUAGAUUAGGCUAUGCAAAACCCAGAAUCGAUAAAAGAACCCGAUUUCACAUUUUAUAUAAAAAAAACUAUAUCUUAAAAAAACCUUUAUUAAUACUUCUAUUCUAUGUAUCAAAAUAUGGUAAUAACAUUUAAAAUUUGGUAGGUACCUAGAAAAACAAAUACUUUUUCCACUUUUUUCACACACUAACAUUUUAUUAUUGAAGUAUCGACACUAUCGAUAAAUUCACUGUCGCAACUAGACCGAUUAGAUUUUGUUUUUUCAUUCUUGUCUCGGAUUUUGCGAAGAUAUCCAUCCUUUUUUUUGUCGUUGUUUUAGUGAUAAUUUUCAACGACUACUUUUAACAAUUUAUCAUCGCACUCGAUUUUUCCAUCAUGUCAAAUGCAAUAGCUAUUUCGCCGGGCCCCGACUACAAUCCAAUCACGUUCGUAUAUGUGAUCACUGGCAUAUUUUCCAUGAUAAUUUCAAUAGGGCUAUUUCUUGUACCCAGAGGAGAAAAUCAAGCACUUAUUCGUAUAAUUAUUGCGGAGACAGCUUUUUGCAUGUGGAUAUCAUGGAUGACUGUCUAUAGCUCACAAAUGCACCCGGUUUCCGGCGUGUCUUAUAAAAAUACAACCCUGACUUGGUCGAGCUACGCCUGGGGGAACGCUUAUGGGAUUGACACUGUCAAGAUUGUGGUCACUACUUCUCCGUUCACAACAACAACAACUACAUCCACAACGACGACGACAACAACAUCUACUACCACAACGACAACUACUACAACAAGCACAACGACGACUACCACCACCACGACUACUACAACAACGACCACAACUACAUCAACUACAACAACAACAACUAGUACUACCACUACUAGAACUACAACUACAAGUACGAUAUACAAUUUUCCGUACCGUUUCAGAACACAACCAGGCCCUUCCACUUUUAUAUACGGUCAUCAAGAAGGAAAGAUAUUUCUAUUGCCUUCCUUUACUCACGGCAGUACAUCGUUCGUACAUACUUUCGAAUUUGAUGUAAAAUCAAAUUGCUCCGUGACUCUUACCUUCCGUCGUCACGACGAUAUAUAUAAUAGGGGCGGCGAUUAUAUUGUAGUGUUUUUGACAACAAGUCAUAUGGAUUGCCGUCACGUAACAAGACCUACGACUGUUUCCAAUUUGUGGAACAAACAAAGUGGUUACGUUGCUGGUAGCGCCAUAAAACAUUAUGAAACCAGAAAAUUCAAGGUACAAUUAGGUGCCUUCACUUCAGGGUUCAAAAGUUAUACAACAAUAAUAGUGGACGUGACAGGCGUGCGACAGCUUAGAUGUCAUAAUGACUAUGUAUAUGCCUCUAGGGUCGCUUUUGCUACGCUCCAAAAUCAAAACUGUGACACAGUAUGGACUAUCUAUAAUGGACUUGUCAUUGACACAGAAUACAAAAACAUCACAUAUUAUGGUCUACGUGAGAAGGAACGUGAAUUAGGAUUUGAAGAGAAAACACGAUCAUAUACUGAUACAGUAAAUAUAACUGGUCUGUACAAUUACUACGCUCUCACAGACGAGCCUAUUAAUAUUGCUGUGUUCUUGGGCAAACACGUGUGGAGAGAGUUUUUUAUCUUGCUGUGCUCGGACUACAAGAAAUGUAAACCUAAUAUUUUGAUACAUAUCGGUGAAUAUUGGGGCAAGUAUUGCAGUAUAUCCAAAGACGGGAAAGUCGUAGUGAUCGUGAAAUGUAAUUUGCAGUGGCAGAGGAACGCCUACCUUCAGUUUUGGAUUUGGUUUAAAGAUGGGAAAAUAUCCGUCAAAUCGGGAUAUGAUAGACCAGAUCUUUAUGGCGUGUUUCUGUCGUGGAAUGACCCCAAUCUUUUUAAAGUGAACCUUUUUGCCUUGCGCACAGUCAUAGCUGAAGAAAUCCCCAUGAUUGUGCAUCACAAGAAAGUGGAACCAUGAUAUGUUAUUUGAAUACUAAAAGUUCCUUUUUAUCUUAUUACUCUGUUAGUUUUUAGAUGUAGAAUUGAUUUUUGUUUUCAUUGAAUGGGGUAGUCGACAAGUUCAGAAAAUUGUACAAAAUAUGAAUAAUUUUGAUAAAAUAGAUAUAUAUUUAUUAUCAUUAUAAAGACUGUG